Cydia strobilella is the source of this 5551-nucleotide messenger RNA. Its product is annotated as zinc finger protein 84-like. The record is from RefSeq and is a predicted model, not a curated record. Gene Ontology annotation, biological process: regulation of transcription by RNA polymerase II. The transcript has 22 exons. The coding region runs from base 379 to 3636 and encodes 1085 amino acids. Gene Ontology annotation, molecular function: DNA-binding transcription repressor activity, RNA polymerase II-specific; chromatin insulator sequence binding; RNA polymerase II cis-regulatory region sequence-specific DNA binding. NCBI's taxonomy places the organism in Eukaryota, Metazoa, Arthropoda, Insecta, Lepidoptera, Tortricidae. Gene Ontology annotation, cellular component: nucleoplasm; nucleus; chromosome.
AUUGUCACUGUGUAACUUUCGUCGUGGGUGGCUGUGUGAUAAAUUCGUGAAACGUACUAUCACAAAUGUGUAUUUGCCCUAAAGUUACUUACAUGAUUUGCUAAAAGCAUUUUCAGUGUGAUUUCGUAAAUAUCCACUGCCUAUAUCAUUAGUAAUAAGUGAAUUUUAAUGUGCUUACGUAUUAAAUAGUGUACAACGUUAUUUGAAGAAAAUGUUAUUGUGUGCUAAGUUUCAUAAUGGCGGCCCGUCGCGUCCCCCGCGCCUCCAUUUCGUUGACAGUCAAAUUAUGACAAUGCCGAUACGUAAAGUUUAGAAAUGUUGUGUUUUUGUAAAUAUUUUAGUGAAAGUUACUAGUUUUAUAGUUUAUAAGGACUCAAAAUGAAUACGGAGCAUCACAAUAUCAACACGGGUGGCGGCCAGCCCCCAGGAAAUUCAGAGCAGCAGCAGCAGACUGCGAAUUUGACCCCUACGACGUCCGCUACCGACCUGCGAGUUAACUCUGCGGCAGUAAACGUCGCUUUGUCUAGCGUCGCGAAGUACUGGGUGUUUACAAAUCUCUUCCCGGGACCGAUACCGCAAGUGUCGGUGUACGGUCUGCCCACGGGUACGAGGAUAGAAAAUGGGAAACCAGUGCAGGACCUUGGUCAAGCCCAUGCAAGCAUACUCAAUGGAGACCCCAACAUUAUACUUGGACAUCCGGGGCAGACCCAAGUUACUGUCUCGGCUGCGCAACAGUUACCACAGAUCAUUGCUACUCAGACACAAACACACGAUGCCCUGGUCCAUGCUCAGCAACAAGAGCUAUCCCAGCAGCAGGCAACUGGUCAGGUCACAACUAAUUCGGGUCAAACCCACCAGCAGGUACCCAAUAACCGGGUCGAGUUUGUACACCAUAACAUUGAUAUGGGGCAUCACUCACAGCAACACAUAUUGCAGCAACAGUUAAUGGCGGCGACAAGGCCAGAACACUCCAACCAGCAGAUCCAGCUAACAGUGAGUGAAGACGGCAUCGUCACCGUGGUCGACCCGGGCGGAGGCAAGCUGGUGGACAAGGAGGAGCUGCAUGAAGCUAUCAAGAUGCCGUCAGACCAGCACACACUCACUGUGCACCAGCUGCAGCAGAUUGUGGGGCAACAGGUGUUAGAGAACGUAGUCCGCAUCGAGCAAGCUACCGGCGAGCCGGCGAACAUUCUCGUGACACAGAACCCGGACGGCACCACGUCCAUAGAAGCCAGCGCCGCGGACCCCCUGUCCAUAGUCAAAGACGAAAAGGCCGGCUCCAAGAUAGAAACGGCCCACUUCGCGCUGCCUGCUGAGAUAAAGGACCUUAAGAGCAUUGAUUUGAAGAGCGUGGGAGCGAUGGGUAUGGAAGGAGCCGUAGUGAAGAUAUCCGCGGGAGCGGCGGACCACGACAUGCACGCCAUGUACAAAGUCAACGUCGAAGAUCUCUCGCAGCUGCUCGCUUACCACGAGGUCUUUGGCAAACUUAACGCGGACGGACAGCCCCAAGCCAAAGUAAUAAGUGAAGUGGAAGUAGAAGCGGGAACUAGCGCCGCCCUGUCCGCCGAGGAGAACUCGCCCGGACACCAUGCCUGUGAUAUUUGUGGGAAGAUAUUCCAGUUCCGAUAUCAACUCAUUGUUCACAGGCGUUAUCAUGGCGAAAGAAAACCUUUCACGUGUCAAGUAUGUGGAUCGGCCUUCGCUAAUCCUGUGGAGCUGUCAAGGCAUGGGAAAUGCCACCUUGACGUCGUUACAGCAGGUGACACAGCGGACAGGACCGCCAAGCGGCUGACGCAGGACAAGCCGUACGCGUGCACGACUUGCCAUAAAACAUUCGCGCGCAAGGAGCACCUAGACAACCACGUCCGCAGCCAUACUGGGGAGACGCCGUACAGAUGUCAAUUCUGCGCAAAGACAUUCACCCGGAAAGAGCAUAUGGUGAACCACGUUCGCAAACACACGGGGGAGACUCCGCACCGGUGCGACAUAUGCAAGAAGAGCUUCACGAGGAAGGAGCACUUUAUGAACCACGUCAUGUGGCAUACAGGUGAAACUCCACACCAUUGUCAAAUAUGCGGCAAGAAGUAUACUAGGAAGGAGCACUUAGCAAACCAUAUGAGAUCACAUACGAACGAUACCCCGUUCCGCUGCGAACUCUGUGGGAAAUCUUUCACAAGAAAGGAACACUUCACCAAUCACAUACUGUGGCAUACCGGCGAAACCCCCCACCGCUGCGACUUCUGCUCGAAAACGUUCACCCGCAAGGAGCAUUUACUGAACCACGUCCGGCAACACACGGGCGAGUCUCCGCACCGCUGCAACUACUGCUCCAAGUCCUUCACGCGCCGGGAGCAUCUGGUCAACCACGUGCGCCAGCACACGGGAGAAACGCCCUUCCAGUGCGGGUACUGUCCCAAGGCCUUCACGAGGAAGGAUCACCUAGUAAACCACGUGCGACAGCACACCGGCGAGUCCCCUCACAAGUGCUCGUUCUGCACCAAGUCGUUCACGCGCAAGGAGCACCUCACCAACCACGUGCGGCAGCACACGGGCGAGUCGCCGCACCGCUGCACCUACUGCGCCAAGUCAUUCACCAGGAAGGAGCAUCUCAACAACCAUGUCCGACAGCACACGGGGGAAACUCCGCACAAGUGCACGUUCUGCCCGAAGGCGUACUCGCGCAAGGAGCACCUCAACAACCACAUCCGCCAGCACACCGGCGACGCGCCGCACUCCUGCUCUUACUGCAACAAGAGCUUCUCCAGGAAGGAGCACCUUGUCAAUCAUGUCCGGCAACACACGGGCGAGACUCCGUUCAAGUGCACGUACUGCUCGAAGUCGUUCUCUCGCAAAGAGCACCUCACGAACCACGUGCACCUGCACACCGGCGAGACGCCGCACAAGUGCCCCUUCUGCACCAAGACCUUCAGCCGCAAGGAGCACCUCACCAACCACGUCAGGAUACACACGGGCGAGUCACCUCACCGAUGCGAUUUCUGUCACAAGACGUUCACGCGGAAGGAACACCUGACCAACCACCUGAAGCAGCACACGGGCGACACGCCGCAUUCCUGCAAGGUGUGCUCCAAGGCCUUCACUCGCAAGGAACAUCUGGUGGCUCACAUGAGAUCACACAGCUGUGGCGAGCGGCCGUUCAGCUGCGGCGAGUGCGGCAAGUCGUUCCCUCUGAAGGGCAACCUGUUGUUCCACGAGCGCUCGCACAACAAGAACGGCAACGGCGCCCGGCCCUUCCGGUGCGACAUCUGCUCCAAGGACUUCAUGUGCAAAGGUCACUUGUCGUCGCACCGGCGCACGCACGCGGUGGCGGGUGCGGGUGCGGGCGCGGGCGCGGGUGCGGGUGCGGGGGGCGAGGCGGCGGGGGGCGAGCCCGAGCCCGCGCCCGAGUGCGGGGACUGCGGCGUCAAGUGCGAGAAGGACGCGCAGGAGCCCGAGCGGAAACACGACGUCAGACCUACAGCAAAUACAAGUCCGGCGGAGAGCGCCGUAGCACAAAACCCCCAACAAGCUAACGCGACUGUGAUGCAAAUUACCAGCCAACAAGUCCGAGCGCCGGGCGGCGUGGCGCUGGAGACAGCGACAGCCACGUUCGCGCACCCCGUCACCGUCAACUACUAACUGUCCAACUCUCCCCUCCUCCCCUCCCACCCCACCCCUCCAUACUCUACUACUAAUUCCACUACUAACUCCACUGCUAUCGAGACCCCUGCUGCAUGCCUGGGGUGACCGGUCACCCUUCGAAAUGCUAUCACAAAUCUUACGUUGGCGUUCGAUAGCGCAAAGAGAAAUAGAUGUGGCGUUUUGAUUGGUUAAACGUCUGCUAAAUAUACGACCAAUACCGAUUUUAAAUACGGCCGAGCUUAGCACCGAUUUCAAACUGAUCGAAACUGCCGAACGGCUUGUAUUAAACAUAAAUGUGAGUCAGGUCUAGACAAUUUCCUAAAUUGUAUUUUCUUUGCCCCAGCGAUUGGAUGUAAUCUUCUUGCCAGACGACGUAGCGCUUUUAUUCGGUUUACAUAGGGGUCAUAAAAAAUUUAAUCUGCAGUUCACUUUCGGCAAACUGAAUAUCAAGACAGUGAUAAAAUGCCCAGUAGAAAGCGAGUUAACUUCAUACUCCACUACAUACAGUACAACUCAUAAACCAGAAACUAGUAAAUAGUAAGGAUAACGAAUCUCCGUACAAAGUUUAUCCAAUUUAUUUUUUAUUGAGAAGUACAGAUCACCAUACAAGAACAUUACUUGUAUGGUGAUUAGCUUUAAUUUCUACUUGCGUCAUAAUGCUCGAUUUUCUGACACUAAACUUCUUGAGCUGUUUUAGAAAUUGUCUCUAUGUGCUGCAGAUAAAUAUUUUACUGACAAAUUGUGUGAUCUUGUAUUCUUUGGUACCGGAUUUAACUAUUGUUAAUUAUCUUCUCAGUUCCUUUUCUCUUUUAUUAUAAUAGAUGGUGAAAUCUUGGUGAUAGAUACUUAUGUAAAUAAAUUUGUAUUCAAUUUUAUCAGCCAUAUCGUAAGUUGCUAGUCUGUGACGUCAGUAUCUUACCUGUUUUCCUAAUAUACAAUACUAAUUAAACAUGCCCGUUGUUACUCGUGUAUAACGGAUUAAUGUUAUAGUUAUGGAAAUAGCGGUUACCAGGUUAAUUUUACAAUUUUCUGUAAAUACUAGUUUAGAAGCAUUAUGUUACAGAUGGAACUUGAUGUUAUAGUUCUAAUGCGCGGAUCAUCACAGAACGUUUUACAUUCCUUGCCAGAAAAUUGAAUUUUACAAAGUUUUAUCUGUUUUAGUAAAGAUUAAAAGGGCAGUCGGAACUUAUUGAGUAUAUAUUACGUACGCAAAUGCGGUGAAACGUUGGGUGUAAUGUAAUAUUGUAAUGUAAAUAGGGACCACAGAGAAGCGAGAAUGAAGCUUCAAGACUCGCAGUUUCCCAGAAGUAACAGCUGUAUAAAUCUCAGUUCUGAUUGAGUGAAGUUUUACAAAAAUUUUAACUAUUUUUGCCACAUACCGUCUUUUAUGAUCAAGCUUAUAGAUAUGAUUAUAUUUUGCCAUGAUUGUACAAUACAAGUGUGAUAAAAUUGAUGUUUUUUUUAAUUCGAUAAAAUUCUAUAGCUAUAUGAAAUGGUGGUGUAUCGCUUAGCCAUUGUCGGCGUGAAGUGGUGUUGUAAUCACUUCUGUGAUCACGUACCGGCUUGCAAACACAAUACAGCUUAUUUAAAUGUACAUAGUCUAGUUGUAAAUGAAAAGGUGUACCCUCUAGGUAUAUUAAGAUUUAUUUUUAAAUUAUGUUAACACUGGCUGGAAAAUUAUUAAACAUAUGACAAUGAAACGAUUGAAAAUCGUUAUUAGUUAAUGAAAUUUCGUUUUAAGACGCGAAGAAUCAUUGGGAUAAAUUAUAUCAGAGCCAAACAAAAUGGUAACUUAUCUUCAAUGGUGCCACGCUAAUUUAUAUUUAUAGGAAAACUAAAUCCCUAAACACAAUAGUAAGUACUAAAUUAUGUUCAGUAAUUUGAUAUGAAUGAGAUUAAAAAAUCAAACAAA